This is a messenger RNA of Arxiozyma heterogenica, 789 nucleotides long. RefSeq names its product proteasome core particle subunit beta 2 (gene PUP1). The coding region runs from base 1 to 789 and encodes 262 amino acids. The transcript has a single exon. Lineage: Eukaryota; Fungi; Ascomycota; Saccharomycetes; Saccharomycetales; Saccharomycetaceae. The record is from RefSeq and is a predicted model, not a curated record. Gene Ontology annotation, molecular function: threonine-type endopeptidase activity. Gene Ontology annotation, cellular component: proteasome core complex.
AUGGCAGGCUUAUCAUUUGACAAUUACCAAAGAAACGCAUUUCUAACUUCUAAAAACCAUUCCACUCAACCAAAGGCCACAUCUACCGGUACCACUAUUGUAGGUGUCAAAUUCAAUGGUGGAGUAGUUAUUGCCGCAGAUACAAGAUCAACGCAGGGUCCUAUUGUAGCCGACAAAAACUGUGCGAAAUUACAUCGUAUUGCUCCAAGGAUAUGGUGCGCAGGUGCAGGUACCGCAGCAGACACAGAGGCAGUGACCCAAUUGAUUGCUUCCAAUAUUGAAUUGCACGCUCUCUCCUCCAAGAGACAGCCCCGUGUAGUCACUGCAUUGCAAAUGUUAAAACAACAUCUUUUCAAAUACCAAGGUUACAUUGGUGCAUAUUUGAUCGUUGCUGGCUGUGAUCCAACUGGGUCCCAUCUUUUUUCUAUCCAUGCACAUGGAUCUACUGACGUUGGUUAUUAUUUGUCGUUGGGUUCCGGUUCCUUAGCUGCUAUGGCGGUGUUGGAAGCUAGUUGGAAAGAGGAUAUAACCAAAGAUGAAGCAAUAAAACUGGCAUCCGACGCCAUUCAAGCCGGUAUUUGGAACGAUUUAGGAUCUGGUUCCAAUGUAGAUGUCUGUAUCAUGGAAGUGGGCAAAGAUGCCCAAUAUCUAAGAAAUUACAUAACACCGAACAUCAGGGAAGAAAAACAAAAGAAUUACAAGUUUGCUAGAGGUACAACUGCAAUCUUAAAGGAAAGUGUCUACAACAUUUGUGACAUUGAGGAGGAAGAAAUAUUAAUAGAGGUAUAA